This is a messenger RNA of Mycena citricolor, 4245 nucleotides long. NCBI's taxonomy places the organism in Eukaryota, Fungi, Basidiomycota, Agaricomycetes, Agaricales, Mycenaceae. The record is from the annotation of a GenBank genome assembly.
UCUCAAACUAUGCAAGCGUCAGCCAGUCAGUCACCCCUGACGUCGUUCGCACGUGUUAAUCGUAUCAAACAAGUUCACAAGGUCGAGGCUGUCCUGUGCACAGCCAUGGACUGGUGGGCCCCCCUCCGUCGGACACGCUGAAUGCUCGGAUCUUGCUAAUGAAAUAGCCCUGCUUGCUGACUGGGCGCGAGGGGAUGGGAUGGGACGGGCAGCUGACAACAUCGCACCCCGAAAUGGAAACAUCCCGAGCGGCCGCUCUGCCGAGCCGGGUGGUCACGGCGUGCGCGGGCUCCAGUGGUACAUAUUCCGAUCUGAUUCCGAUGCACCACACGAAUCGAAUCAGGCGGGAUACGUACGGUACGGUACAGUGCAGUACCACUGCCCCCGAGAUGGUCGAGUGAUGUUCGAGGACGGCUCGGUCGUCUUUUGAACCCAGCCUCGCUCGCCCUCGGACUUGUGGUGUGCGCACACGCGUCAGUCACGGACGACGGACGGGCGGUGAGGUCACAUCGUAGAUUUGGCUCAUCCACCGUUGAUCAAGUCGAGUCAGGGCAAAGACCCUCUGACCCCGCGCACGGGUGCUUCUGGAUCAUUUCUGCACCCUGGCCCAUCAAUAGUCCCCUCACCCGUCGACAAUGCGGCAGAACGGGCGAGCAUCAAGCCAGCGUUCAGUCUGUGCUUAGCAAUCGGGUGUGUCAGAGUGCCGAAGUGAGGAGCGCUGACGAACAGGCGGCCUGGGGCAUGCGCGGGGUAAGUCAGUGCGAGGUGGAGGCUCAUUGGAACCGAGAGUGGACUUGGCAGGAACGGAUGUUGCACGAACGCGUCUGUCCUUCGAAGGCGGACAUUGAAUGUCGUGAGCCUGGACCCAGCUCUGGAGUCUUGGCGCCACUGCGACGAAGCCAGGUUCAGCAGCAGCAGUCUGUCUGCUCACGAGCGGCAGUCGACAGAUGCGUCUUCUGACGACGAUCCCGAACGCAUGUAGACGAGUUCCCGGAAGCGGGCCACAAGCGGUGUCCCGUGGGCAUUCCAUCCAGUGUCUGUGCGUGUGAGCUGUUGACCGAGUUCACGCCCCUUGGCGAAAGCAGAGUUCAAACGGAAACGCUGCCUAACUUCGAGCGCUCACUGUCGCGGCUACGCGGGGGUCGCGCGUGAUGCCAAUCCUUCGAUUCCCACACUGAUCCUUGUCAGAUUCAGGCUCCGCUUUCGACUGAUAGAUCGACGUGGCUGUGUACGGUACCUUGGCCCAACCCGUCAAGCGAAGUCAUGGAAGCUUUUUGGCUUGGGCUGGAUUCUGAGCUAGUUUGAGCCCCCCCCGUCGUCGUCGUCCAGGAACGUGUGCGAGUUACUCUGUUUGCGAGGCGGUGUGUGUCGAUGGGCGAUGGCCCCUGGAGAUUCAGAGUCCGUCGUCGCUGAGGUGAUGCGCUCCAGUCGGCGAAACCGAGAAGUUGAAUUGGGUUCUCAACUGAGAUAUAUUAAAACUGGGUGAUCUCGGAGUUGCAGACGCCGUGAUUGACGAGAUGCGCGUGAAUUACUUUGCAGAGUUACCGGUACAAGGGGGGAUUGUAAGUACAUAGAUGAAUCGAAUAGUCUACACAGCGCCUAUUCGGAAUGUAUUUUAAAGCCAUCCGAGAAUUUUCGCUGCCUGUAGGUCAAGCAGAAUGAGGGAUCCAAUAAAAUAAUACAGACGGAAUGCAGGGCACAUUAUCGGGUGUGCUUGGUGCGGGGCUUGAUCUUAUUCCGCUUCAGGCUCAGCGGGCGCUCCUUGCCGCGCAGACGGGCGUACACGCCACAGGCGUUGCACACCUGACUGCCCUUCUUAUCGCGCCGCCACACGCUAGUCUGGCGCGUCCCGCAGUGGCUGCACUUGGGGCCCGUGUACUCGGCGUCUGGGAUGCGCAUGAUCUCGUCGUCCGGAUCAUCCCGGUCCGCGUCGAUAAGGGCCUGCGGCCGGAGCUUCCCGCGCUGCUGCAGAUACAGCCCGCACGCGUUGCACAGCGUCCGCUGUGUCGACGGGUCCCGCCGCCAGAGCGGCGUCGCCGUCGCCGCGCAGUGCGAGCACACCUUCUUCUCGUCCCCCGCGCCGCCCGCGCUCGACCGCCGCCGCGGUGUCACCAGCGGGGCCGACGUGGGAUCGGGGAGCGUGGGUGGGAGGAAGUAGCCGGACGGGGAGGACGAGGACGCGGAGGAUGUCGAGGACGAGUACGGCGACGGCGGGGAGUACGGCGAGUAGGCACCGCCGUGCGCACUAUGCAGCGCAGGGCCAUUCCACUGGUGCGGGGAGAGAUGCGCGUCGUGCCACAGCGAGGAGGAGGUGACUCGCUCGUAGCCUGCUCCUCCCCAGGACUCGUUGUGUGCAUUACUUCCGUACGCCAAAUCCGCGAUAUCAUGGCUCCGAGAACUCGUCGGAGGCGCGUCAUACAUGGGAAUCAGCCCGCUCAGAUCGAUGCUCGGCGGCUGCUGCGUGGGCGGGAACACAUCGGCGACGAGCGUGGAGAGCGGUGGCAACGGGCUGUGGAUGUACGAGUUGGAGUGGUUCGACGACGAGGAUGGGGUGGCGGAUGCUGGGCGACUGUACACGCCGUGGUUCGUGUACGCGCCGUAAUGUGACGGCGAGGGCUCUGCCGGGCGAUGGCCUGGACAGACACCGACGUUAGAUUGAGCAGGAGAUAAUGGAUACCCAGCCCGCGCACCUUGUCCCCAAUAUGAUCGUGGCAUGGACCCGCUGUUGGAUCGAGGAGGGUGGGCCGAGAGCAGACCGUGAGGUUCUGCAUCGCCAGGAAGAGAGCUGAACAAUAGACUUGGGAGGGUCAUUGGGACGUAAGUCGACGCGUCUGUGCGUUCGGGGGGUACACAGAGAACAAAAGAAUAAAAGCGCGUCCUGUUUCAGAGGGAGUGCUUAUAUCCCAGGGCCACCUGCCGUGGCGACCAUAUGCUUCCUGAUUGGCGCAUAACACGAGGGCUGAUCGAGAUUUGAUCGGCUAUCCCCAUUUGACUUCCCUGACUCCGCGCGGCUGAUCAAGACCUGACAUGUCAAGAAAGCCGCUACCGACGGAAACAACCCCCCGGGUCGGGCGAGUUUUGGUUCCAUGGUGGCAGAAAAGGUCGACCCCCGGAGUUUAGAUAAGCUGACGCUGAAGUGCAGACUGGAGCAGGUCUGACGGCGCUUCUGGUGUGUCCAGGGACUGCUGCAUCGUUCAAAAUAUGAUCAGGUGUCCAAAUUCACUCACCGAGUCUGGGAACGACGAGACCGGCCAGGAACGAGAGGGACAGUAUUCUUGGGCUCCGAGGAUGUCUGAAGCUGACAUGCUCCCAUCUCCAACCUUCAUCAAUCAAGGUUCUCCCGUGUUUGAAUGUCUGAUGGGGACGCUGGAACGAAGCCCAACAGCUUCAUCUCGGGAUUUAAUCACCACCUCACCGUGAUGCAACCUUACAAUGGAAAACAACCACAACGAGUCGUCUGAUCCGCAGAGCGACCGGCUGCUUAUUCUCGUUUUAUCCGUCAGCCGACUUUGGCGCCUCCGUGUGAGCACAGGUCCACAAAAAGACUACAUCUGCGGGGAGGCAUGGCUACGUAGCAACAUCUAGCGACCGUCGCCAAAUUCCAGUGACUGUGCGGGCGGAAAGGGCCAUGAUCGGCAGAAUUGAGCGAGAUCAACUCAGAAAACCAGCUGGAAAGAUGCGUUCGCGUCAGCUUUCACACAGUGUGCAUCGUUCUCGGGGCCGUUCACCGCUGGCAUCAGCGGGGAACCGCGGCAUAGCUCUCGCGGGUGAACGGGCCCCGAUUGAGUGGAUGCGAGCGGAACGAGGCGUGGGCUUCUGGAGGGCGGCCAAAGCAGUUGCACUGGACGGGUGCUCUUGUAAGCGCAGAAUGGCUGUUUGUCACAUGUGCCGGGUAACCAUUGAAAUGCCUCAAUCACAUCCAAGAAGCAAUCACAGAUCGCAGCUUAACCUCUGCGCUGCGUGGGGGGGCAGCCUGCGCUCGAAUCGCGGGACAGUCACCUGGAUAGAAUGCACACAUUUUGAUCGCGUCAUGCGCGCGUGCAAUGAAUUGAGGCAGGACAUGCAUGGCCCCUGAAUUGUGGCCCCCACCUGGGACAUUGUGCGCCCUCGGAUCGCGAGCCCCGGGGCGUCGCAACUCGACAUAACCGGCCGUGCUCUGCCUCCCGCAUCUCUCGCAACGGAGGUCGAUGCCCGGUCUCUGACAAUGGGUAAUCCUCGUCAGCUCGGGCCGGAUGUCGCGGAAGG